AUGUCUUUUAGACAGCACGAUCACUCGAAACCCGUCCAUAUCCCCACCACUGAAGACGAGGUGCUUCAGUACUGGAGGGAUAUCGACGCCUUCAAGACCUCCCAAAAGCUCUCUGAAGGCAAGCCCGAGUUCAGCUUUUACGACGGUCCUCCCUUCGCGACCGGUCUUCCCCAUUACGGUCACUUGCUCGCCGGUACCAUCAAGGAUAUCGUCACCCGACAUGCCCACUCUACCGGCCACCACGUUGAGCGUCGUUUUGGCUGGGACACCCACGGUCUUCCUGUCGAGCACGAGAUUGACAAAAAGCUCAAGAUCACCGGCAAGGCGGACGUCAUGAAGAUGGGUAUCGACAAGUACAAUGCCGAGUGCCGAGACAUUGUCAUGCGAUACUCGGACGAGUGGAAGGCCACUGUUGAGAGGAUGGGUAGAUGGAUUGAUUUCGAGACUGGUUACAAGACCUUGGACCCCACUUUCAUGGAGAGUGUGUGGUGGGUCUUUGGCCAGCUGUGGCAGAAGGAGCAGGUGUACAGAGGUUUGAGGGUCAUGCCUUACUCCACUGGGUGCACUACUCCCUUGAGUAACUUUGAGGCUGGUGAGGACUACCGAAUGACCUCGGACCCUGCCAUCACUGUCUCGUUCCCUCUCGUCGACGACCCCAACACCUCUCUCCUCGCCUGGACCACCACCCCCUACACCCUCCCCUCCAACUUGGCUCUUUGUGUCAACCCCGAGUUUACCUACAUCAAGAUCCACGACUUUGAGCGAGACCAGAACUUUAUCCUCCUCGAGUCCUUGCUUGGCACGGUCUACAAGGAGCUCCAGGGCGGCAAGAAGCCCGACCCCAAGAAGGAGCCCAAGUUUAAAAAGGUCGGCACCUUCUUGGGUAAGGACAUGGUUGGCUGGCGAUACGUCCCCAUGUUUGACUACUUCACCGAGCAAUACGAGGACAGGGCUUUCCGAGUCCUCUCCGACCCUUACGUUACCGACUCUGACGGUACUGGUAUCGUCCACCAGGCCCCCGCCUACGGUGAAGACGAUCACCGAAUCUGUGUCGCCCACAAGGUCACCCGAGAGGACGAGAUCCCUCCUUGCCCCAUCGACGAGUCUGGUCGAUUCACCGCUGAAGUCCCCGAAUAUCAGGGCAAGCACGUCAAGGAGGCCGAUGCCCCCAUCAUCAAGGACUUGCAAAAGAAGGGCCGUCUCAUCACACGAUCCGACAUCAUGCACUCUUACCCCUUCUGCUGGAGAUCCGGUACUCCCCUCAUCUACCGUGCGAUCCCCUCGUGGUUCGUCCGUGUUGCCCACCUUUCCGACAAGCUUGUGGCCAAUAACGAGAAGACUCGAUGGGUGCCUUCUGCCAUCGGCGAGGGUCGAUUCGGUGGGUGGAUCAGGAACGCUAGGGACUGGAACAUUUCCCGAAACCGAUACUGGGGUACCCCCAUCCCCUUGUGGGUCAGUGAGGACUACCAGGAGAUGGUCUGUGUCGGAUCCAUCGCCGAGUUGGAGGAGCUGUCUGGUGUCAAGGGCAUCAAGGACUUGCACCGAGAGUCUAUCGACCAGAUCACCAUCCCUUCCAAGCAAGGCAAGGGUCAGCUCAAGAGGAUCGAGGAAGUCUUUGACUGUUGGUUCGAGUCUGGAAGUAUGCCUUACGCCCAGGCGCACUUCCCCUUCGAGAACAAGGAGCGAUUCCAGAAGAGCUAUCCCGCCGAUUUCAUCUCUGAGGGUAUUGACCAGACCCGAGGUUGGUUCUACACCCUUUUGGUGCUCGGUACGCACUUGUACGACACUGCUCCUUGGAAGAACUUGAUCGUCACUGGUCUUGUCUUGGCCUCCGACGGUAAGAAGAUGUCCAAGAAGCUCAAAAACUACCCCGACCCCAUGGAGGUUGUCAAAAAGUACGGAGCCGACUGUGUCCGUCUCUUCCUUGUAAACUCUCCCGUAGUGCGAGCCGAGAACCUCCGAUUCCGAGAGGAAGGUGUGCGAGAGAUCUUGACCAACGUCAUCCUCAAGUGGAUCAACUCUCUUAACUUUUACCUCGGCCAGGCCGAACUUUUCGAGCAGACUACCGGCCAGAAGUUUGUCUAUGACCCCGAGGCGAAGAAGAGUGAGAAUGUCAUGGACCGAUGGAUCUUGGCUACCUGUCAGACCCUCAUCCAGCACGUUGAGACCGAGAUGGGCGCGUACAGGCUGUACACUGUCAUUCCCAAGCUCCUCGACCUCAUCUCUGAUCUGACCAACUGGUACAUUCGAUUCAACCGAACUCGUCUUAAGGGUGCCAACGGUCCCGAGGACACCAAGUCGGCCCUGAACACCUUGUACGAGGCCCUCUUUACCCUUUGUCUUACUCUGUCAUCUUUUACUCCCUUCACUUGUGAGACUGUCUACCAAGCUCUCCGCCCCUCCUCCCCUGCCCCCAAGGAUGCCUCUGAGGACGUCCGAUCUAUCCACUUUUUGUCCUUCCCCAAGGUCAAGGCUGAGUACUUUGACCCUACCAUUGAGAGGCAGGUGCAGAGGAUGCGUGCCAUUAUCGACCUUGGUCGAUUGAUCCGAGACAGAAAGACUCUCAAGGUCAAGAUCCCCUUGAAGGAGUUGAUCAUCUUCCACCGCAGCCAAGAGUACCUCGACGACGUCAAGUCUCUUGAGGGCUACAUCAUGGCAGAGCUCAACGUCACCAAGAUUGUCUAUACCUCUGACGAGGCUUCGGUCGGUAUCAAGUACCGCGCCACCGCCGACUGGCCCACUCUUGGUAAAAAGCUCCGAAAGGACAUUGGCAAGGUCAAGUCAUACCUUCCCAAGAUGACCUCGGACGAGUGCAAGGACUUUAUUGCCACCAACAAGGUCACCAUCAACGGCGUUGAGCUUGUUGAAGGCGAUCUCAACAUUCACCGGUUCGCCGAGUUGCCCGCUGAUCAGGCCGCCGACUAUGACAGUGCUAGCGACAACGAUGCCAUCAUCUUGCUGGAUAUCCGCCGACACCCCGAGCUUGAGAGCCAGGCUCUCCUUCGUGGCCUCACUUCUCGAGUCAACAAGCUCAGAAAAGAGGCCGGGCUCAAGCCUUCUGACAAGGUGGAUGUCUUUUACCAGUACGACGAGGGAGAGGAGGAUGUCAUUAGGGCGGCCAUCGGUGGAAACGAGGACUUUUUGCAAAAGCAGAUCGGUGCUGUGCCUGUAGAGUUGAGCCAGAAGAGCGAGGGCAGGGAGUUGCUCCAGACCGAGGUCAGAAGCAAGGAGGCCGGGGAGAUUGGGCAGGGAGAGAGGUUUGUGCUUAGUCUCGCGUCGAGGGCGUAA
This is a messenger RNA of Cryptococcus wingfieldii CBS 7118, 3288 nucleotides long. Its product is annotated as isoleucine-tRNA ligase. The transcript is spliced from 8 exons. Gene Ontology annotation, biological process: isoleucyl-tRNA aminoacylation. The coding region runs from base 1 to 3288 and encodes 1095 amino acids. The record is from RefSeq and is a predicted model, not a curated record. Lineage: Eukaryota; Fungi; Basidiomycota; Tremellomycetes; Tremellales; Cryptococcaceae. Gene Ontology annotation, molecular function: aminoacyl-tRNA deacylase activity; tRNA binding; isoleucine-tRNA ligase activity.